Messenger RNA from Angiostrongylus costaricensis, 378 nucleotides. Lineage: Eukaryota; Metazoa; Nematoda; Chromadorea; Rhabditida; Metastrongylidae. The record is from the annotation of a GenBank genome assembly.
AUGUCCAAAAAGACGAAGAAAGUUGCACCCAAAGGUCCAGGAAUUAAAAAUGCUGCAAAUGCACCACAGGGAGGUACACCGAAUGUACUUCCUGGUGCUUAUCCACCACCUCCAGGUGCUUAUCCACCACCUCCAGGUGCUUAUCCACCACCUCCAGGUGCUUAUCCGCCACCUCUAGGUGCUUAUCCAUCACCUCCAGGUGCUUAUCCACCACCUCCCGGCGUCUACCCACCACCUCCAGUUGCCUACCCACCACCUCCCGGUGCCUACCCACCACCACCUGGUACCCAACCACCGCCACAGCAACCACGUCCUAGCACCCCCCAACCUCAUGGUGUAAAUCCUCCUGGAUUAGACCCUUACUUUUGUGUACCUUAG